CCCAGCCCUCGACUCCAUCUCAAACAACCCAACGCCCAGCCGAGCUGCCAACGCGUCCUCACCACAACCAUCGCGAUCCAUCCCCAACCCGGCAUUCGAACCGCAUCCUGUUUGCUCUGAAGCCGGCUAUCAAUCCAAGCACCCAUCGAGAUGAUGGGCUGGUGGUCUUCUGGCGCCAACACGGCGCUCGAGGAGCAGAUCGAGAAGGCAACCAGCAGCAGCCUAGAGGAUAUUGCACUCAACCUCGAGAUCUCCGAUGUCAUCCGCUCGAAGACGGUGCCGCCCAAAGAUGCCAUGCGCUCGCUCAAACGGCGCAUCGGCCAUAAGAAUCCAAACACCCAGCUGAGCGCUCUUGAGCUCACGGACACGUGUGUAAAGAACGGCGGGCAGCACUUCCUUGUCGAGAUAGCCUCGCGCGAGUUCAUCGAUAAUCUGGUGUCGCUGCUGAAAGCAACCGGCCCCGCCGCCGUCAACGCCGAGGUGCGCGGUAAAAUUCUCGAGCUGAUCCAGUCGUGGGCUGCCGUGACAGAGGGUCGCUACGAGCUAGCCUACAUUGGUGAGGUCUAUAAGACGUUGCAGCGCGAGGGUUUCCAGUUCCCCCCUAGUGUCGCUGUCUCCAGCAGCAUGAUAGACAGCAGUGCGCCCCCCGAGUGGACCGAUUCGGAUGUUUGCAUGCGGUGCCGGACGCCGUUCACCUUUACGAAUCGCAAGCACCACUGCCGGAACUGCGGUAGCUGCUUCGACCAGCAAUGUUCGUCCAAGUCGCUCCCGCUGCCCCACCUUGGAAUACUACAGGCCGUGCGCGUCGACGACGGAUGCUACGCCCGGCUCACCGACAAGAAUCGCGGCGGCGGCGGCAGCGGCCAUGCGGCAAAGGACGGGCAAACGCCGAACCUGUACUCGUCGUUCCCCCAUAAGAACCGCUCGUCUUCGACGAUGCAACCGCGAAACGCCAGGGUUGACGAUGGUUUCGACGAGGACUUGAAAAAGGCUCUGGCCAUGAGCUUGGAAGAAGUUAAGAGCCACUCGAGGGGAUAUAACACGGCGCCCAGCAGCGGUCCCGCCACUCAGUCCUCCAAGGUUAACGGACACACCCCGCCUGCCUCGAAGCAACCAGUUGAGGAAGAGGAUGACGACCUCAAGGCAGCCAUUGCGGCGUCCCUCGCCGAUAUGGAGGUUGAGAAGAAGCAACACGCCGCCGUUUUACAUGAGCAGACACACAGCGCCGAGCCGUCGAAAGCCGCAACCUUGACACAGCCCAAGAACGACUAUGAGCUCACGCCUGUUGAGGCUGAGAACAUCAACUUGUUUGCGACCCUGGUAGACCGUCUUCAGACUCAGCCUCCCGGUACCAUUCUUCGGGAGCCGCAGAUCCAGGAGCUCUACGAUAGCAUUGGUACUCUGAGGCCGAAGCUGGCGAGAACUUACGGAGAGACUAUGAGUAAACAUGACACUCUCCUCGACCUCCACGCCAAGCUUGCAACAGUCGUGCGGUACUACGACCGGAUGCUCGAGGAGCGUCUUUCCAAGGCGUAUGGCCAACACGCCUAUGGAGGAUACAAUUUGCCCGCGCCACGCCAAGCCCCCGGCCCCUAUCAGUCUCUCCAAGGCCCGAGCGCCCCGACGAGCAUUCCGGGGGAGAGCUUUUAUACGGGAGAGCCUCAACAUGACUACUCACGACAAGCCCCUCAGCCGUCCUACCCCCCUCCGCAUCACCAGCCUCCCCAACAGCAACAUCAGCAGUCGGUGCAGUACGACAAGCGAGCCUCGGUCUCGGGUCCGCCCGUCGGCCAGUUUGCGCCGCCACAAAGAACUGAGAGCUGGCAGCUCCCUCAUGCACCUAGCCAGCCUCAACAAUACCAGUACCCCCAGCCCGAUGCCCCUCCACCACAAGCAGUAGCUCACGGACAGGCUCCCUCCCAGCCCACGCUUGCCGCCCCCGGAGCCCCUGACUCGGGUGGGGUCACACCGACGACGGACCCCAGCGCCGCCUACUACUUCAACCAGGCGCAAGUCUCGGCGCUGCAGACACCUGUGGCCGCGCCGGCUGAGCCAGCGCGAUCGCCGUAUCCUAGUCUUCAGCAGCCCGCGCAGUACCAGAGCCCGGCCCCUGCACCUUCCCACCCAGCACAGCAACAGCCGCAGCCUCCACAGCCACAGCAACCACAACAGACGCAGCAAGAACAAAAACACCCACAGCAACCUUACUGGCAGCACUCGGCUGCUCAGAGCACGGCUCUUCCGGCCACCCACCAGCCGUGGCCCCAAGCUCCAAGUGGGUCGUAUCCUAGCUAUCAGCAGGAAGCCUUCCCCUCGGCACCACACCAUGCUCCGCAGAAGCCGGCGGUUGAGGAGAGCCUUAUUGAGCUAUAAUUGCAUCAAGUCUAACGGCACAACAUAUAGCUUGUGUUGGGCUGGCUUUUCAUACUCUUUUCCAUCUCCCUGUACCUUGUCCGCUUUGACGGUGUAUCCCUAUGGACCCUUGCACAUUUGGGAACGGCGUUUCCGUUAGUAUGGUAGGGGCGAUUGCGCUGUGGGUGUUAUUUGUGUGUUCUUAGGCUUUUUCUAUGCCAGUUCCCCAGAUUCUUGGAAGUGUUUGUUGAAUGGGCAAGACAUUCUUUCGCCGCGACAAUACGAGAAGGUAGACAGACCAAGACGCGGGCAUAAAGUUGGAGCAGAUAGGCGAGAAGAUACCUGUGGUUCCUCCUGCGUGAGUGAUGUUUUGGCUACAACUGCUACGGGGCGGUUGGCUUUGUGUACUGCAAGAAGGACAAAAACAUUGCAGCCCGUGACACCAAACAUUCCAGAUUUGUUGAUGCGCCCAGAAUAGAGCAUUCCAGUCCAUGGACUAGGGCGUGCUCAGAUGUGCCAGCCGGAUCC
This is a messenger RNA of Gaeumannomyces tritici R3-111a-1, 2880 nucleotides long. Its product is annotated as vacuolar protein sorting-associated protein 27. The transcript has 5 exons. Bases 151 to 2373 code for a protein of 740 amino acids. Gene Ontology annotation, biological process: protein transport to vacuole involved in ubiquitin-dependent protein catabolic process via the multivesicular body sorting pathway; protein targeting to vacuole. NCBI's taxonomy places the organism in Eukaryota, Fungi, Ascomycota, Sordariomycetes, Magnaporthales, Magnaporthaceae. Gene Ontology annotation, cellular component: ESCRT-0 complex. Gene Ontology annotation, molecular function: metal ion binding; phosphatidylinositol-3-phosphate binding; ubiquitin binding. The record is from RefSeq and is a predicted model, not a curated record.